UCCGUUCCAAUAUAUUAAUAUCCUUCCUAGGAAGUUCUUGUCGAUAUCACCUCCUCCGACGCCAAAGUCGGUAUUCAUAUCGAAUAUAUUGAUAUCGUCUCAACGACGUUCUUUUUAAUAUCAAUAUCAACACUACCUUCCGAUGUCAAAGUCAGAUACUAAUCCUAUCAGCUGGUGCGCGGGCAUAUUUUGCUGGUUACUACUGGCGGCAGUGAGCAUAGCCGGCAUUUUGGUUUUCGUCGGUUACAUUGUCAUAAGGCCUAAGGUGCCUCAAAUAAGUGUAGCAAGUGCACAACUUGACAACCUAUAUUUUGAUCAAAUAAGUAUGUUAACAGUCCAAGUUUCGGUUGUGAUCAAGGCUGAGAAUGACAAUGACAAGGCUCAUUCGAGUUUCUAUGGCAUGAGGUUCCUUCUAAGCUUUCAAGGGGUGAAAAUGGCUCGUCUGGUUGCUGAACCGUUUUAUCUAAAUGCAAAUAGUUCUGUCGAGUUCAACUACGUACCUGAGCCGAGUACGAUCCCAUUGAGUCCCGAAGAUGCUGAAGGUGUUAGCAGGUCUUUGAGGGAGAGAAUAUUAACCUUUGAUCUUAAAGGGAGGACUAAAAUUCGAUGGGGGACAGGUCCAAUUGCUUCAGUUGAGAACUGGUUGCGUUUGCGUUGCAAACUCCAUUUACCAGUUGAUGGAACUAGGAUAUUCCCAAAAUGUAGAUCGAGAUCGAAAUAAUUUUUCCUCUUGAGGCCCCAGAUCCAAGUUCCGUUUGCAGGGGGGACGGGGAGAGCUGCAGGCCGAGAAGCUUUCAGGACACAACAUUUUUUGUGCACUAUCUCAUUGAACUAAUUUCUUUUACUAUCUUCGUAUUCAAGAUUUCUAUUACUCGCUUCAUAUUCAAUAAAAACAUUUGCAAACUACA
Molecule: messenger RNA, 908 nt
Organism: Olea europaea var. sylvestris
Lineage: Eukaryota; Viridiplantae; Streptophyta; Magnoliopsida; Lamiales; Oleaceae
Product: NDR1/HIN1-like protein 12
Exons: 1
Coding region: 143-721 (192 amino acids)
Cellular component (GO): plasma membrane
Source: RefSeq, a predicted model, not a curated record